This is a messenger RNA of Trichoderma virens Gv29-8, 1233 nucleotides long. RefSeq lists its product as uncharacterized. The coding region runs from base 1 to 1233 and encodes 410 amino acids. Gene Ontology annotation, cellular component: Cdc73/Paf1 complex; nucleus. Gene Ontology annotation, molecular function: RNA polymerase II C-terminal domain phosphoserine binding. Lineage: Eukaryota; Fungi; Ascomycota; Sordariomycetes; Hypocreales; Hypocreaceae. The transcript is spliced from 2 exons. The record is from RefSeq and is a predicted model, not a curated record. Gene Ontology annotation, biological process: transcription elongation by RNA polymerase II; positive regulation of transcription elongation by RNA polymerase II.
AUGUCUGAUUCAGAGGAUCCCCUUGACGCCAUCGACGAGGGCGGCGAUGACCUUUUUGGCGACGAGGGCGAUGAGGGCGAUGCCUCUCCCCAGGCGCGCAUUCUAGACGACGAUGAUCUCGCCUCUGAUCCCGAAGCAUAUGGCGAGGCCGAGCCGCGAGAGUACGAUGGAAGCCAGUCACGACAGGAAACUAAGGAUAGAAUCGUCAUGGCUGUGCAAGCCUAUCGCCAUCGCAUCCCUAAACCAUCUGACGACUCGCUUCGUGUGAUGCGUGUUCCGAAAUUUGUCAGGUUUCUCCCCGAGCCAUACGAGGAAGAGACUUUCCAACCCUCCGCAUUCGAUCUUGAAAACGCAAAGGCAGAGCACCCAAAACAUGUCGUCCGGGUUCGCAGAGAUCCAAGCACAAACGAACUGAAGAGCAAUACGAAUAUCUACCGGUGGAGUGAUGGUUCUGUCACAAUUUCCGUCGCCGGCGAACACUACGAGGUCCAGAAGAAAGCUUUGGCCCCAGGUCUCGGACAGCCCUACGAUGAAUUGAAGGACGGCCAUUACUACGCUGCCGCUGCCGAAUUAAGUAGCAACCUGCUGAUGACUGUGGGUCACUUGACAGAGCAGUACACAGUCAAACCAAACAAGGCUGUUGGAGACAACGCCCUGUCCGUUUUGGCAGAGAGAAUGGCUCUCGCUAGCAAGUCAUCAGCUAGCAGCGAGAUGAUUAUCAAGACAGUGGUGGAUCCCGAGUUACAGAAGAAGCAAGCUGAGUUGGCCGAAAAGGAGCGAAUGAAGGCCCAGCGAAAGCGCGACAAUGCUGUGGCCAAGAUGGACGGUGGCGUGGGACGAUCCGGUCGUGGCGGGCUGUCAAUUGGCGGUUUGGAGGGUCCUCGGUCUGGAGCAGCCCGAAAGAGAGGAGCGCCUGGCUCUGCGCGACCCAAGAGACGGCGUCCAGAGUAUGACUCUGAUGACGACCUGCCCCAGGGUGUCUCGCGACAUGAAGACUACGACUUGGAUGACGGCUUCUUGGUGGGCAGUGACGAAGAGGAGCUGGAGAGUGGCGUUGACGAUGACGAGGAGGAAGAUAUCCUGGAUGAUGAGGAUGAUGCUCCACGGUCUAAGAGGCAACGAACCAAGGAGCCCGAAGACGAUGAAGAUGCGGAAGGAGACGAGGUUGAGCCCAUGGAGACGAGUGGCAGAUCAGGCAGACGGCGAAACGUGAUUGAUGAUGACGACGAAUAG